UUGUUUAUCGCCUUGGUGAACGGAGCGAGAGCAGUCAGUGCGCGCAGUGCUACGCUCGGUGCGUUACACUCGGCGGCGGUACGGGAAGCGCGCGCGAUCGGGUAGCUUCUGUCGGGCAAGAAAUUCGGCCGCGUCUUUCUCCAUCUGUCUCUUCCUCGUUACUUCUCUCUCCGGUUAGCCGUGUAAUAAUCGCGAGUGCGGGCUCGUCGUGUCUCUCGUUCUCUCUACGCACAUGUCAGCGAAUAUCUGAUCAUCUCGCCGAGGAGCAGCCAAGAGAGCAGCCUGCCGUGUCGUGUCGGAAGAAGAAUAUGUCGCCAGACACCGCUAAGAGAUAGUCGAAGGCCUGCCGCCGUGUUAUCGUCGUGUUAUUGUCGUGUUAUCGCGUAACAUCGCGUGUCGAUUCGUUGACGUCCACGUGAUUCUUGCCCCUGUGGCGAAGUUAUCGUUCCUCUUGGAAAUCCUUGGCUACGGCUGCACAUCGGGAUAAGACAAGCGAGCGCCCACUGCCACCAUCGUCCGCCCGUCUCUCGGUGGCCACGCCGUUUCGUCGACGACAACGACGACGACAACGACGACGACGACGACGAGGGAAAUUUGCGAGGCGCAGUGCGUCGUCUCUCGUGAUCCGCGCGUGGAUCCGCACGACUUGAUCGGUUACGUGUGUAUGACGUCGCGUCCGUCUGUCACUCGACCUUCGGCUCCGAUGUGAGACUCGCGAGUUCCGUAAACUUGGAGGAUCAUCGAGCUCGUUAUUACGCGUCUUUCCGCGAAAUCUCGUUCGAACGAACGUAAGUGCUCGCUCGCCACGACGCCGCGCGUCUCAUUGGCAGUGUCGAAGUCGCCGUCUGUGACUGCUACAACCGCAGGGACUCGUCGUCCGCGUCUUCCGCGACAUGAUCCUCAGAGUGACAUUGUUGGUGUGCGCGCUGCUGUUGGUCGGUGCGAGAUCCGAACCGAGACCCCGAUCGCGACCGGUGCCCAUCUAUUCGAAUCAGUUCGCCGUUUACGUGCCUGCCGGGCAGGAGGCUGCGGACGAGAUCGCCCAGGAGCAUGGCUUCGACAAUCAUGGACAGAUCGGCGCGCUCAAGAAUUAUUACCUCUUCUCCCACAAGCGACUGCACAAGAGGUCCCUCACCAUCAGCGAGACGCAUCACAAGGCGCUGAAGGAUGAGCCGCGGGUAAGUAAUCGACGCUUUCUCAUUUUCUCAUUGUGCUACACUGAGGGAAAAAUUAUCUUAAAAUCAACAAAUAUUUUUUUGACGGGUAACAUAUUUAUUUAAAUCUAAGUUCUCUUUAUUUAAAUCAAAUAUUGUUUACUUGAUUUAAGUAAACAAUAUUUGGUUUAAAUAAAGAGAAUUUAGAUUUAAAUAAAUAUGUUACUCAUCAAAGAGAGAGAGAGAGAAAUAUUUGUUGAUUUUAAAAUAAUUUUUCCCUCAGUGUAGAUACUAAUUACACUGUUCGACACUAUUUCGACACUACCCAUCACAGUUUCGAGCAAAAUGUAACAAGGAUCGAAAAGGAUUUUAAGGGAUUUCAUGAUGUUGUAGCAGCGUGACAGGAAUUCUUUUUCUUUUUUUUUUUUCAUCAAUAUUAAAACGAAAUUUCUAUAUUUUCUUUUUGCUUUUAUUUAAUAUUUCCUGAUUAUAUUAUAUAAAUAUAAACAACUUUGCACACUUUACAACAAACUCAAGCACAAAUUUAGAGUUUAUAUUUUCACGUCAUUGAUAAAAUUUAAGAAAAAUUAUUUCUGUCGUUACUGCAACACGAAAUCCCUCUAAAUCGUUAAUUUUGCCUCUUUCACCUAAUUUUUCCGAAACUGUGAUGUUAUAAAACUGUAAUAGCCAAAUUUGGACAAUAAAUUCCUGUUUAGCGGCUCGGACUAUUUGCACUUGUAUGGCAAAAACAAUCGAAAUUUGUCGAGCAGUAUUAUCGGACGUACACAGCGUUCACGAGAGCAUGCCUCUCACUUCGCGUCCAGAAAGUUUUGAAAGUCGAAAUCAAAGAACUGAUUUUGGAGGAAAAUUACUCGUCAGAUUAAUGUGGCAAGCGCGAAAUAACAAAAGGUACACUCGGCAAGCGCAAGCGGGCGACAAUGCGGAGAUAAUUUUUGCCGAAUAAUGCAACAGUAAUGAUAUAUCAAUAAUAUGCUGUACCGCGCGACUGGAAUAUAUUUAUACUACAAAACUGAAACUGUAUAUAUAUAUAUUCGGUAAUUGUAACAGCUCGAUCGAAUACACGCUUUUGGUCUUACAUUAUCAAAAUGUGCCACACGCGCAAAAGUAGUUCCCUACGCGAGAUAUCAAGUCGGAAACAUUAAUCAGUUCGGUUCCUACAUUAAUUAACUUCUUCAGGGACGAGUUUUUUUUUGAGAAAUCUGAAGAAGAAAAUUUUACUUUUAAGUGGAAACUAUCAAGCAUACACACACAUACACGCAUAUAUACAUAUGAUAAGAUUUCUCUCUUAGAAUUUUGUGACGAAUAUUUAUUCAUAGUAAUGUUCAUUAUAUGCUUGUGUGUCGACAAUUUUGAAAUUAGAAAAAAAUAAUGAACGUAUCCAAACGUACACACAUAUGCCAGUAAACCUGAGAAGAUUAAAAACGAAAUUAAAAGCAAAAAUCUCUGUAAAAAAAAAUAUUAUUCUGGUACAACACAAUAUUCUAUUUGUUGACUAUAAAUAUUAUUCUGGUAUAACACAAUAUUCUAUUUGUUACUUUUGCGAACUUGGCACACCAUAUUUCAAAAUGUGCCAUUUUUUUUGCA
This is a messenger RNA of Odontomachus brunneus, 2759 nucleotides long. Its product is annotated as furin-like protease 2. Bases 894 to 1280 code for a protein of 128 amino acids. The transcript is spliced from 3 exons. The record is from RefSeq and is a predicted model, not a curated record. Lineage: Eukaryota; Metazoa; Arthropoda; Insecta; Hymenoptera; Formicidae.